CUCGCGUCCAAACUUAACCGUUUGAGAGUAAAAGCGAUCAUGGGUUUUUCUUCUAGAAAUUUGUAUGCAGGAAUAGGUGAAGGGCAAUCAACCACACGGCCACCUCUUUUUGAUGGAACCAAUUAUACAUAUUGGAAAGAACGAAUGAGAAUCUAUAUUCGUUCCACAAACUUCCAAUUAUGGUUGGUUAUCAAAAACGGGGAAGAGGUGCCGAUGAAGAAAGUUGGUGACAAGUUGAUCCCCAAGAUCGAAGACGAGUUUGAUGCUGAGGACAUCAAAAAGGUCGAGAAUUAUGCAAAGGCAAUAAACAUGCUUUAUUGUUCCGUAAAUCCUGAUGACUACCGCAAGAUCUCCUGCUGCACAACUGCCAAGGAGAUGUGGGAUAAGCUCGAGGAGCACGAGAAGAUUGACGACAUGUUCGACCGAUUUUACAAAAUAGUCAACGAUCUUCAUGCAUUAAAGAAGACUUACACCGACAAGGAUCUUGUGCGAAAGAUCCUACGGAGCUUGACAUCCGAAAGGCGAUCCAAGGCCGAUGCCAUCUAUGAAUCAAUCGGCACAUCAAAUGUCACCAUCGACGGUCUAAGAGGUAAUCUAAAAACCUAUAAAUCUACUAUUGUUAACCCGUCUUUGAAUGACCAAAAGAAAGGGAUAGCAUUAAAAGACGUCAAAGAAUCAACGAUGGAUGAUUCAAGCGACGAUGAUGAAGUCAAGCUUGUCAUGAAGAAGUUUUGUAAACUUCUACGGAAGAAAGAAAAGGUUGAGGAUGGCCCUGUGUGCUAUGGAUGUGGUGAAGCCGGGCACAUCAAGAACAAAUGCCCGAAAAGCGGAAGGAAUGCUCGGCACUUCAAAAGGCAAAGGGCA
Molecule: messenger RNA, 864 nt
Organism: Cuscuta campestris
Lineage: Eukaryota; Viridiplantae; Streptophyta; Magnoliopsida; Solanales; Convolvulaceae
Source: the annotation of a GenBank genome assembly